Messenger RNA from Saccostrea cuccullata (small rock oyster), 1660 nucleotides. RefSeq names its product atrial natriuretic peptide receptor 3-like. The transcript is spliced from 12 exons. The coding region runs from base 16 to 1587 and encodes 523 amino acids. Gene Ontology annotation, biological process: signal transduction. NCBI's taxonomy places the organism in Eukaryota, Metazoa, Mollusca, Bivalvia, Ostreida, Ostreidae. Gene Ontology annotation, cellular component: membrane. The record is from RefSeq and is a predicted model, not a curated record. Gene Ontology annotation, molecular function: signaling receptor activity; peptide hormone binding.
AUAUUCUCAUCGGCUAUGAAUUAUAUUAUUUUGAAACUGAUUUUCCUCUACGGAAUAACUUACUUUGUCGUGUCCAGUAAACAAUAUGAAUUUCGUAUAGCUUGGAUGGCUCCGAGUCAGGAAUACUAUAACAUAAGCGCUUCCUCAAGUGUCGGGGCAUUUAAAAUUGCCUUAACUGCCAUAAGUCAAACCCCUGAUUCAUCGGAAGCAAAACUCCAGAAUUCCACAAUAAAAGUAAAGUGGUACGAUACAAACUGCAACGAAAAGACGGCCCUGGGUGUUGUUUUAGAAGCAAGAGAAACAUUUAAUCCUAAUAUCUUUUUUGGACCACCAUGCCCUGCUAGUCUUAGAGGAGUUGCUCUAUUAGCGGCACACUGGAAUAUACCAAUAUUUGACUGGGCAUCACAAGGGAACGAAUUUCAAGAUCGGAAGAAGUAUUCAACUUUGGUACGCUUCCUGGGACCUCUAUCUCGCUUUCCUGAUGUCCUGUUUCACAUCAUUUCCGUAUUUUCAUGGAACCAAUUUGCUGUUAUCUAUGACAAACGAGAUCAAUAUAGGGAUUUGGCGUUCGCAAUUUCUAAAUCGCAAAACGAGUCGUUGUAUAGGAUAUUACAAACGUUUGAAGUCUCCAACAAUAUGGAGGAGCAAGAGUUGGAGCAAAUUUUCACAGAAUUGAAACGUAAUUCUAGAGUGAUCGUCAUGGCAUUACCUUGGCUGGACAUGCGGAAAUACAUGUUAGUUGCUCAUAGACUAGGAAUGACAAAUGGAGAAUUUGCUUUUCUUUGUAUCCACAGUGAGCUUUACACAUAUGACACUAUGGAAUCUGAUGUGUUUUCUGACAAAGUUUGGCGAAGAAAUGACUCCAUUGACGAUAUAACAAGAGAAGCAUUUGAACCAGUAUUGCAUAUUAUGAUGAAACCCUCGGAGAAAUCGCCAUGGACGCUUUUCAAAGCAGUUGCUUUUGAACAUGGCAAUCACGUUAAUCCUAACUGGAAUAUACCCAUUGAGCUAACUUUGCCUGACGCCUACUCAGCUCACCUGUACGAUGCGACUUUGCUGUGGGCAAUGCUGACUGGUAAAAUACUGAAAGAAAACAAAAAUCCACUUGACGGGGAGCUUAUGUCUAAGAUGGCAACAAGAUUGACAAAUAAUGAGGAGUUGGAUGGUAUGACUGGAAAAAUUAACAUAGAUCAUCAGGGAGAUAGAAAUCUGGACUUCCAAGUUCUAGACAUGUCUGCAAAUGGUACAUUUAGCAAAAUUAUUUCUAUUAAUUACCUCAGGAAAGGGAUGGUGGAACUUAAAUUUGAGGGUAACAAGACAACAGACCAAGUCAGUCGGUGGCCGAAUGGAAAGGUGGGCAUACAAAAUGCACCUACUGAUGAACCAAGAUGUGGCUUUACUGGUGAAAAAUGUCCAGUGGAGGAGAAACAACCAGACAGAAUUUACAUUAUAGUUCUAUCCAUACUUGGAGUUUUCCUUGUCAUCAGCUUUAUUUUCAACAUAUAUUGCAUUUUGAAAAACCGCGCGCAACCUGGAUCAUAUGACUUAAACCCGCCAACAAGAGUUCGAUAUCAACAUAUGUCUUGAAUGGAAACCCAAAAUCCAGUCCCCUAUAAUGUAGAAUCUGUGUUUUGUUGUUAAAUGACUAUAAUACCAUAAA